Messenger RNA from Pelobates fuscus (common spadefoot toad), 1018 nucleotides. It is a transcript of the gene HVCN1, whose product is annotated as hydrogen voltage gated channel 1. The transcript is spliced from 6 exons. Gene Ontology annotation, molecular function: voltage-gated proton channel activity. Bases 167 to 874 code for a protein of 235 amino acids. Gene Ontology annotation, biological process: proton transmembrane transport. The record is from RefSeq and is a predicted model, not a curated record. Gene Ontology annotation, cellular component: plasma membrane. Lineage: Eukaryota; Metazoa; Chordata; Amphibia; Anura; Pelobatidae.
AGCUCAAACUUAUUGGCGAAGUAACGCCGACCGUGUGUAGAGCUGUGUGUGGCACCAAGCGGGUAACAUCUCUCCCAUACAUCCGUACACCCACUCACUGCCAGGGCGGUUGGGAAUACUACUCUUGUUCUAUAUAGUGUAAUGUGCUUAAAGUAACACAUCAAAGAUGGCUAACUAUCUUGACCACUUUACGUCUGUGGGAGAUGUCCCCCAAGAACACAAGGAAUUCCAUGCGGAAGAUGAGAAGCAUGACGAGGACGUAGAAAAGAAACCCCACCCUUUCACAUCUGCCUAUACCUUCAGGGAUGCGCUUAAAUGGCUCCUCAGCAGCCACAAAUUUCAGAUUGCCAUUGUGUGUCUUGUUAUUCUUGAUGCUUUGUUUGUCCUCGUUGAGAUCCUUUUGGAUUUAGAAUUGCUUGUAGAAAAAGUUGACCACAUCAUACCAGAGAUUUUCCAUUAUUUGAGUAUUUCUGUCUUGAGCAUUUUUCUUGUGGAAAUUGUUGCAAAGCUAUAUGCUUUCCGUCUAGAAUUCUUCCAUCACAAAUUUGAAGUUUUUGACGCUGUUAUUGUGAUAAUCUCCUUCAUCAUUGACAUUGUCUAUAUCUCUCGGGAAGAUGUAUUCAGUGCAGUUGGGCUACUGAUUUUGCUUCGGCUUUGGCGAGUGGCCAGGAUAGUGAAUGGUGUCAUUCUGUCUGUAAAGAGCCGUGCAGAAGACAAAAUCCAUAAGUUAAAACAUAAACAAGAUGUGUUACUGGCGAGAGUCUCACAACUGGAACAGCAGUGUUCUGAACAGGAGCAAGAGAUUUCCAGACUACAGAAAGUACUACAGCAACAUAAUUUAAUUCCGGAUUCAUCCGAAGCAGCACAUUCUUGAUUUUUUUUUUUUUUUUUUCCAGUAAGCGUUUUCUUGGCCCAUAUUUUAUGUCUAAUUCUAUUUUAAUGAACAUCAUGUUAAAAAAAAAAAAAGAAGCAACAUUUGUAUAUUUUGAUUUAGCUUUAUUGUAUAAAAAUACAUAUU